GACGGGUUGCAAUCACUAAUUGGGUUAAACCUUGUACUAGAAUCGAAAACGAAACAAGAAAUCAAAUUAAAUUUGUUAUUUAGUGUAACUGUAAAGAAAUCAGGAUAUUUACGAAAUGGCUGAAGGAGGUGGCUUCACAUCAAUCAGAGACGGCUCAGAUGCUGAUUUCGAAAUUGUCUGUACACCGUGUGGGGAAGAUAAUAUCAGAGAAGAAGCUGUCAAAUUUUGCGUAGAAUGCAAUCAAUAUCUUUGUACAACGUGUGCUAGAUGUCAUAGAAGGAUAGCAGCUUCGAAAUCUCACAAGCUUCUGGAUACAGAUGAUGCUAAAAACGCACCAGUAGCUGCCAUGGUAACGAAAUGUCGAUACCAUCCAGAUAGAGACAUUGAGAUGUACUGUGGAACACAUGACAUGGUCUACUGUACAAAAUGUAUAGCCACAGAACAUAGGGCUUGUGAGAGUAUUAAAAACAUAGAAGACGUAACAACACCUUUUUUCCAACAAAAUGAAAUACAAGGUUUACAAGAUGAAGCUAAAGCUAUUCACGAACAGCUAAUAGCUGCAAACAAGAAGAAACAGAAAAAUGUCGGUUCUUUUGAAAAGCAAAGAAACGAAAUAUUACGCAAUAUUCAAGAUAUCGAAAGAAAUGUAAUAGAACAUAUCGGGAAAUUAAAAAGAGAAGCAGCUGAGAGUUUGAACAAAAUGUAUUCUGAAAUAAAUAGCGAAAUGGAAUCGGAAAUCACCUUGACGGCCAAUACAAUAACAGAAGUCGACAAGUUAACAAGUAUGUUGCAAACUGUAAGCAAUAUGAGUUUUAGACAACAGUUUGUUCAAAUGAAACUGAUACAAAGGACUGUAAAAGAUGCUAAGAAAUUGUUCGAAGAAAGUGAGUCACACGGUACUAGGGUUGCUCGUUUUACUGAAAAUACAGAUUUAAAAACCGUUAUAAUGACUGCCACAGAUUUAGGACGAUUGGAGACAAUGAAUAAACAUCAGAAGUUGCCUACUCCAAAACAAUACAAAUUGAAAUCGAAGAGAGAGAUUCAUGUCAGAAUGCAAAAUGAUGUUAAGAGAUGUCAUAUAUCUGAUACAUGCCAGCUUCAUGACGGUACGGUCAUUCUCACUGACUAUAAUAACCAAAAAGUAAAAUGGCUCGACAUGGAGUAUAAAGUAAAAUCUCAUUGUGAUCUAAAUGCCUGUCCUACAGGCAUUUGCUGUACUGCUCAUAAUGAAGUUGCUGUGAAAACGGACAAAAAUAAAGUUCAGUUUAUAUCAGUUGAUAAUUCGUUAUCGAUACUGAGAGAUAUAUCGAUAGAAGGUGGAGCUUACUGGGGAAUGGCUUAUACUGCUGGAGAUUUGUGGGUAUCUACCGGAAGUGGUGUCAACGUGUACAAUAGAUCAGGUACACUUCUGAACUCUAUCAGCAAUAACGUGAAUGGACAGAAAGUAUUUAAAUCUUUGUCUCAGCAUAUUGCUGUCAGUAGAGAGAAUGUUAUUGUAACAGAUAACAGUGAUGGAGCUGUGUGUUUAGGAAGAGAUGGAACAGUGAAAAGUGAACUGCGGGAUAGAAGGCUGAACUACACCAAAGGUGUGUGUGUAUCUAGUGAUGGCAACGUGUUUCUGUCUGGACUUAGCUCCCACAAUAUUGUGAUGUUUAGUGGUGAUGGAAAAUGUCAGGGAGAGCUGCUAAAUCAAGAAACUGGGCUUACAAUGCCUAGUUCGCUCUACUACGACAACAAAAGAAAUUGCCUAAUUCUAACACGCCAUACAGGUUGUGAUAGUAUUUACAUACUUGAAAUGUGCGAUUGAUUUAAAGGAAUACAGACAGAUACUGUAAAAAAAACUUAGGCCAACAGGAUAUGACGAUCAAUUGCAUACAUUUGUCAAGACCUUGCAAAUUCGUAGUUUAAUUGAAUUAUAUACCAUAUCUGUUUCCUAGUCUGAUUAUUUAGAUAGUUACCACAAAAGUCAAAAAAUAGCCUUUGUGAACUGGCAAAUGUCUUUGACGGUUUGCAUUCUCAUAGUGAUAUAUAACCUUAGCAAUAAAGAAUGCAAUAAUUGUUUCUCAAAGGGUGUGAGAAGUUAGACCAAAUAGAUUUAUGUUUAAAAUGUAUAACUUUGAGAAUCGUGGAUCAUAGUAAAUCUUGACAAUUUUAGAAAACUUUAUUCCAUUGGAAAAGUAUAUUCGUUCUUUAAAGUUGCAAGUUAUUGAUACACUACGUUAUUCAUAAGUACUCAGUGCCUAAGUAUAUACAAUGUGUUUUAUAAAGCAAACCUAAAUUAUUGUGAAGCAAAUAGUAGUCACAGAAAUAAAAGCAUAUAUCACAUACCGGUAUUUAUACUGUAAUUAAAUAUGUCGUAUUUCGA
Molecule: messenger RNA, 2365 nt
Organism: Mercenaria mercenaria
Lineage: Eukaryota; Metazoa; Mollusca; Bivalvia; Venerida; Veneridae
Exons: 3
Coding region: 116-1807 (563 amino acids)
Biological process (GO): positive regulation of DNA-templated transcription
Cellular component (GO): nucleoplasm; chromatin
Molecular function (GO): zinc ion binding; ubiquitin-protein transferase activity
Source: RefSeq, a predicted model, not a curated record